This is a messenger RNA of Nerophis ophidion (straightnose pipefish), 2577 nucleotides long. RefSeq names its product whirlin-like. Gene Ontology annotation, cellular component: cilium; photoreceptor inner segment; plasma membrane. The record is from RefSeq and is a predicted model, not a curated record. Lineage: Eukaryota; Metazoa; Chordata; Actinopteri; Syngnathiformes; Syngnathidae. Bases 1 to 2577 code for a protein of 858 amino acids. Gene Ontology annotation, molecular function: protein binding. Gene Ontology annotation, biological process: sensory perception of sound; auditory receptor cell stereocilium organization. The transcript is spliced from 14 exons.
AUGAAUGGUUUCCCCAAGAGUGGUCUGUCCUGCUCUCGUUCCCCUCGUGUUUCGCCAACCGCCAUCAACAACUCCUCCUCUCUUUUCCGACUGCUGCCUUUUACAGAGCGCUCUGGAAACACCAUCUUUAUCUCCGGCGGGACGUCCUACGUCGCCCCAAUCUUCGUCUCCGGCGGGCCGUCCAACAGGCCCAUCUUCGAUCCUUGUCCUGAAUUUGCCUCUGCCACCUUCAGUUUACCUGCCGCACAAGCAGCAAUCAGACACCCACACGCCGCCUCCUCAUCGGUCAAGAUUAGCCGUUCCGUUGUCGCCCGCCUCGCCAGAUGCAGCGCCGUUCAAUGCGUUCGCUGCCAUCUGACUCUUCCUUGCUGGGUGCAGGGACACAAGGCUUGGCAAUCUGCCGCCCUCCACCCUCCUGUGCUGAAGGGCAGUAAAAAGCUCUGCCUCUCUGUUCGCUCUGUGGGGCGGAUUCCAGGUGGCUACGUCACCAACCACGUUUAUACCUGGGUGGACCCUCUUGGCCACAGCGUGUCUCCUCCACCUGACCUAACUGAGCAUCACAAUGCCAGCCUCAGAAGAAUGGACAGCCAGCGACGCAGCAACAUGCAGCUCCUGCAGGAGGGGGACGAGAAGAAGGUCAACUUGGUUCUGGAUGAUGGCCGGUCUCUUGGUCUUAUGAUUCGAGGUGGAGCAGAAUACACUUUGGGUAUUUACAUCACAGGAGUGGACCAAGGCUCAGCGGCACAGUGCGGAGGACUCAAGGUCGGUGAUCAGAUCCUGGAAGUGAACGGUCAAAGCUUCCUAAACAUCCCUCACGACGAAGCCGUCAGAGUGCUGAAGUCCUCGAAACACCUGAUGAUGACGGUGAAAGACGUGGGCCGCCUGCCUCACGCCAGGACGGUCAUUGGUGAAACUAAGUGGAUCGCCAGCUCCCAGAUUGCAGAAAGCUCAGCAAACAGCAGCAUGAAAAGCUUUGCCAUGGACCAAGGAGCCUUGGAAGCUGGAAAGCCUGUGUUUUACAAGGGUGUUGCUGGAUCACAAGUCAGCCUGUCCAGCCUGGUGAACCAAUCCAGGGCCAUGUUAGAGGAGCAAGCACGCCACCUUCUGACCGAGUCGGAGAGACAAACCAUGUACUACUACAUGGAAGAGUACCGGGACGGACACAUUGGCGUGGAGCAGCUGGUCAUGGCGCUCUUUGAACUACUCAACACACAUGCAAAGUUCUCUCUACUGUCGGAGAUGCGAGGCCUGGUUACGCCACAGGAUUUGGAGCACUUCGACGGGCUGGUGUUACAACGCGAGAUUCAGGCUCUGAAGGCGAGACAGGGCACCGCUGGAGCAACCGCACUUCAUGGAGACUCGCUGUCCAUGGUGUCGUACCCUGACACGCUGACGUCGUCCUUGGCCAGCUUCAUGACCAACACCACCCUCAGCUCUGCUCGGGAGAGGCUGCUGUGGCUGAUAGAUAUGAUGGAGAACGACAGCGCGGUGGAUGCCAAUCAGCAGGAUCCUUCGGAGGGUAUGAACUCGCUGCUGGCUGACAUCUCUCUGGAUGAUGUACAGUCGACCACAGCUGACUCCCCCCCCUCCUUCAAGCCUCCGCCCCCAUCAAGGGUAAAGAGGCGCCCGAGUCGAAGAGACCAGCUCAACAAAUCGUCUGAAUCCACCCAAUCAGGCUUGUACUUUACAAACCCCGCACACCCUAACCACAGCAAAAAGACACGUCAGAGCCCUUCCUUGCCAUCGGUACGUUAUAAACAAGAUCCUCCACGGGAACCUUGCCAGGACUACGCAGCCGUCCGGAAAAAAGAACUCUUAGCUCCAUCCAAGACGGAACCGAAAGCUCACUUGGUUUCCCCUCACACCAUUGGUCCUUUCCCCCGCGUUCAGUCCCCUAGUAGAGGUGCCAACCUAUCUGCCGCCUCAUCCUCACCACCACCGCCGCCUCCACCCCCGCUACCCGCACCUCCUCCUCCACCACCCGCUAAGCCCGUUAGCAUGUCCAAAUCCUCCUCUCCGGGCUCUAAGCAGCAAUUUGUUACAGUGGAGGUUCACAGGCCCAAUGCAGAGCCCGACGUCAAUGAGGUGCGGCCGCUACCCCAAGCUCGAGGUUGCGCCCUGUCUCAGCUGUCAGACAAUGGUCAGACUCUCAGUGAGGACAGCGGCGUGGACAUAGCCGAGUCAGGACUCGUCAGCAAAGACACCAGCCCCCAUCCCUCAUGCGCACGCCACCUUCCAGAUGCCCAAAGAAGUGUGGGGGGUAACUCCGCCAAACCGCCAGGACUGUUGGAGCCCACCUCCACGCUUGUAAGGGUGGCAAAAAGUGCAAAUACGCUGGGCAUCGCCAUCGAAGGAGGAGCCAACACUCGGCAGCCGUUGCCAAGGAUCGUCACGAUACAGAGCGGAAGUCCAGAAAGGGCAAGGCAGGCCCUGAGAUCAAGGGACAGGCAGGAGGUCAGAGGCUGGAGGGAGGCGUCGUGGUCCAAAGGCAGGCGUGAGGUUGAGAUCCAGGUAGGCAGCCGAGAGUCCAGAGGGGAUCCGGGGAGACGAGACCCGCAGCUCGAAACUAGAGAAUGA